This is a messenger RNA of Exophiala bonariae, 1272 nucleotides long. RefSeq lists its product as uncharacterized. Lineage: Eukaryota; Fungi; Ascomycota; Eurotiomycetes; Chaetothyriales; Herpotrichiellaceae. Gene Ontology annotation, molecular function: carbohydrate:proton symporter activity. The transcript is spliced from 12 exons. The coding region runs from base 1 to 1272 and encodes 423 amino acids. Gene Ontology annotation, cellular component: membrane. The record is from RefSeq and is a predicted model, not a curated record. Gene Ontology annotation, biological process: transmembrane transport; carbohydrate transport.
AUGGGACAACGCAAACCUUUCCUAGGGCUUGAGGGGACUGCACUCUCAUGGGCAAUCAGCUUAACAUCUGCGAGUGCGUUCCUGUUAUUUGGCUAUGAUCAAGGUAUCAUGGGAUCCAUAAUCGCAACACCGUAUUUUUUGCAGGCUGUUAACAUCGAAGCAAGCGAUGCCGAAACCAUCUCCACGGUUGUGUCCAUUUAUGACAUUGGAUGCAUGGUCGGGUGCUUGGUAGCAGCUGUCUGGGGCGGUACCCUCGGGCGUAAACGGACGAUCUUUUAUGGAAUGGGGAUCAUGGUUGUUGGUGCCAUCCUUCAAACUGCAUCUUACAGUGUAGCGCAGCUGAUUGCAGGCCGAGUUGUAUCCGGAAUAGGAAAUGGCAUGAAUACCGGGACGGUUCCUGCUUAUAUCUCAGAGGUGUCGCGUGCACGUAGUCGAGGCAAACUGGUCGCGACCCAAUUAUCCAUAGCGGCUUUCGGCAUAGUUAUUGCCUACUGGAUGAACUAUGGCUUCUUUCAUCUUUCCGGACAGAUUUUAACGGUUGUAGCAUUUCAAAUUGUCUUCGCACUUAUCACUAUGUGCGUUAUCCCAUCAUUGCCAGAAAGCCCGCGUUUCCUGUACUCCAAAGGGCGCAACGAGGAAGCCGACAUUGUCAUGAGCGCCUUGAAAGCACUCCCACUGGAACAUGAAAUUGUUCAAGCGGAACGCGCCGAAAUCCUAGCAGCUAUUGCAUUAGAAGACCAUUUCGGGGAGUACAACAUCAAAACAAUCUUUUAUGACAAAUCUGGCCAGAAGAUUCCUCUUCGCAUCGGUCUCGUCUGCCUCAUACAAGCCAUUCAACAGCUCCCUGGAGUGAAUGUAAGUAUUCCCAAUGUCUCUUCGAUGCGCAACGACGCCCACUUCGGUGCCGUGUUGGUCGUCGGGGGUCGUCGUUAUCAUCCACCAUGGUUGAUUGGCGCCGAACUCUGUCCAGUUCGAUACAGGCAUGUUGGCUCGGCAAUGAAUGCCUUCACAAACUGGGCUUUCACUUUCAUUAUAGUCAAGACUGGUCCGAUUGGCCUGGCUGACAUUGGUUGGAGGCUGUACAUUGUGUUCAUUAUUUUCAUUGCAUUCCAAUUUCCAAUAGUAUGGUUCUUGUACCCUGAAACCAAGGGCCGAUCGUUGGAAGACAUCGAUACCCUCUUUGUAAAGGACGAGACUUUCACACAGACUCUGGGUGAAAAAUCGGAAAUGGUGCGCCAUCUAGAAGGGCAUAAGACCUCCAUUGCUGCGUAA